Molecule: messenger RNA, 2253 nt
Organism: Python bivittatus (Burmese python)
Lineage: Eukaryota; Metazoa; Chordata; Lepidosauria; Squamata; Pythonidae
Gene: NOPCHAP1
Product: NOP protein chaperone 1
Biological process (GO): box C/D snoRNP assembly
Molecular function (GO): box C/D methylation guide snoRNP complex binding
Source: RefSeq, a predicted model, not a curated record
UCCUCCGGGAGGCGGUGCGUGUCGCUCCCGCGACCGGGGCUGGUGUUGGGCUGGAUGGCGCAGAGCGAUGGUAACGCGUGUCCGGGGGUAUCCCGGGAGCUUCUCUCCGUGGGAGGCGGAGGAGGUAUCGGUGAAACACUUUUGCUCAGUUCAAAACAUGCUAAAAAGAAAGCCACAAGCUUAGAGACAGCCAGGCUGCCCAGGAGCAACCUUUUGGAUAAGGUGCAGAAUUUUCUGCCACAGAUGGCUAGUGCAAAUAAUCAGCUGAAAAGAGAAAUGGACAGCAGGCCUGGCCGAGAGUUUGACAUUGAACAUGUAGAUCCUUCGAUGGAAAACAUAAUUGAAAUGAAUGUGGCCUUAGUGGAACUGAAUGACUCUGAUACAACAGAAUCAGAAGAUGAUUCAGAAUGUGAGGACAGCUCUAUCUGUGAAGAAGUUACAGAAGAAAAUAUUAAGCUUCCUUUACCAAAAAGAGAAGGCCGAAUAGAAAUUUUGGAUAGUAAAAAAUGAGGUGAAUUAGCCUUAUUUUGCUGUCCAUUUCAAUAUCUGACAUGUAAUCCUCAUUUUUUUCAAGGCCUCUCGGAAUGUUGGGCUAUGUAUUAAUAAGCUUAUUUUAUGCACUUCAUAUUUUGAGAGCUGUAGAAAAUCUUUCUGCAGGUGUGGUAUCAAGUCAGAAGAAAUUGAUGAGGAUCCCAUCUGUAAAAUGGAGGGAAAAACAGAAAGAAUAAUUGGAUUAGACAGAAACAGAAGAGCCAAUCUGAAGAUAGCUAUGGACUAUUUAUGUUUUAAUGUUUAAUAACAUUUGAUAAUACCAGUUCUUGGAUUACAUAGAGAUGAGUGAAAAUGCCUCUGGAACAAAAGGUCAUUUACUCUAUAUUGUUCCAGUUCCAGAGUAUGUGGAUUGGUGACCAACUGUUAUAUGUUAUGGCUAGUGGCGUCUUGAAGAACUUGUAAGGUGUUUCAGUUAUAGUUCUAACCUGGAAAUGGGGAGCUAGUUGCCUUCGGUCUACAUUCCUAACUCCCAGGUCUGGUUGGGAUUGAUGCUGAUUUGUUUUUAAAAAUCCAAGACAAAAAACCCUGAGGCACCAUGUUUCAAUUUGCCAAACACCCAUGUGCAUAUUGGGUUCCCUUAACACCUUAGACCUGACACUUUGAGAAAAGUCUGAUCUCUAUGGCUUUUUUGACAUAGAUUACUCACCUUGCAUGAACUGUACUUUAAUAUAAAAGUGAACGAGAAUUGUGUUAGAUUGAGAGAGAUGUUUGUGGGUAAGCAGCAUUCAUAACUGAGUAUGAGCUAUGCUGUUGGGAAUCCAGUGUAUUUUUAAUGUCCAAAACAUGUACAAAUCAGAUUGAGAGUUGUUAAUCCCAGCCAGUAUGGUUGAUGAUGCAGGAUGCCAGGAUAUUAAACAAUAUCUGGAGGAUCAUUGGUUCUCCUUACGUGGUUUAAAUGCUAAGAUUACAAAACAACUGUCUGUCCUAAGACUUCAAAUUCUUAAUCCGAGUUUUCUACAAUGAAAAAGGGUUAAUGGCUAGGAUGUUCAGUAUUUACUUUAUACUGUAAAAGGCAUUAACUUGCAAAAUGAAUGCAAAUUUGAACUGAAAUUAGUUAUAUUUUUAUUUUUAUGGACAAUUUGUUAGGUUUAUGCAUUCUUACCAGAGCAUACAUUCCACUGAAUAAGGAGGUCUGAUUUCUGAAUAAAUAGUAUUUGAGUUGUUAUUGCUUACUUGAAAAUGGAGUUGAAUACAAAUCAGGAAUGUUUGACAUGAAAAGUCAAAUAGGCUGAACAUUCUAGAAGCAGCAACUAUUAAUAGCCCCAUACUGUAUAUGGUAGAUUAUGGUCCAUAACCUUCAAUUAAGAGGACCAUCUUGCAAUGAAUAGAUUUGGGUUGAUAAUAAUAAGUGUAAUAUAUAAAUGUAAAAAAUAAAAUUUAGGUACAUUUGCUCUAAAGUUUUCUAGGUGCUUUGUGAAAAAUUGAUAAAUCGGAAUAAGCAAUGUAAUGUCAUUACAUUUUAUUUCUCAAUGACAGAGGAAGAACUGUUCUAGAUUACACCAUAACCCACUGAGUUCUGCUUUAUGUUUUCCAUAGUAUAUUCCUGGAAAGCCCACAUGCAAGAUACAAAUGGCAAACUAUCUUUCUGCUAAUAUUUCUGUUUUGAGAUAGACGCUAGUCUUAUCUUUCUGUUCACUAUGUUUUAUACUACAAUGGUUGUUUUCAAUAAAUAAAUAAAUAUAGUCGUGUGAAAAGAAAGUA